Molecule: messenger RNA, 1394 nt
Organism: Octodon degus (degu)
Lineage: Eukaryota; Metazoa; Chordata; Mammalia; Rodentia; Octodontidae
Gene: Slamf7
Product: SLAM family member 7
Exons: 7
Coding region: 33-1037 (334 amino acids)
Biological process (GO): T cell activation
Cellular component (GO): external side of plasma membrane
Source: RefSeq, a predicted model, not a curated record
UUUCAUUUUAGUCCUGACACCCAGAGAACGGUAUGGCUGCUCCCCCAGCACAGCUCAUACUAAUCUCUCUCCUCUGCCAGCUGACAGUGCUAGCAGCCUCUGAAGCCAUCCAGGAGCUCAUUGGGGCCGUCGGUGGAUCUGUGACCUUCUCUGUGAAUUUCACAGUACAGCAAGUUGACAGUAUUGACUGGACUUUCAACAAAACCCGUCUUGUCACUGUAGAGCCAGCUACAGGAGACAAACAGGCCACUUUCAUAGCAGCACAGAAACGGAACAAGCCCAGGAUAGCUUUCCAAGAUGGAGGCUACUCUCUGACGUUCAGCCAGCUGAAGAAGAGUGACUCAGGCAUCUACUCUGUGGAAGUACACCGUCCAGACUCCCAGGAGGACCUCAUCCAGAAGUAUAGGCUGCAUGUCUAUGAAUUCCUAUCAAAGCCCAGAGUUACCACGAGUCUACAAAGCCAUAAGAAUGGCACCUGUAUAACCAACCUGACAUGUUCUGUGGAAGAGGGAGGAGAGGAUGUGACUUACAGCUGGAAGGCCUUGGAUCAGGCAGCCAAUGAGUCUUAUGAUGGCUCCAUCCUCCCGAUCUCCUGGACCCUCGGGGGACACAACACGACCUUCAUCUGCAUGGCCAGGAACCCUGUCAGCAGCAACUCUUCAAGCCCCAUCCUUGCCCAGAUGCUCUGUCGAGGUGCUGCUGAAGACUCAGGUCCUGCCCUGAGUCUCCUGUUGGUGUUCAUCCUGUUAAGCCCCCUUGUAUUCGUGACAUUUGGGUUGAUUAUAUGGACAACUAGAAGAAAAGAGCCCAUUAAAAGCAAGCGUGAACUGGACACCCACCAAGAAGUGCCUAGCUUUUACCCCAAUUCUGCAGAAAACACAGAGUAUGACACAAUCCCCCACAUUCAGAAAAGUUAUCCAGGAGAAGAUGCAGCAAAUUCUCUUUAUUCUACUGUGCAAAUACCAAAAAAGGUACAGGUGGAGAAGCCCCACUUACCAGACACACCGAAGCAGUUUGGCUAUGAGAACAUCAUCUAAACACCAGAGUGCUCUUUCAAGUCUCAGAAGGACAUAAAAGAAUUCCUUGGUAAUAAACUUCAAGAAAAAUCAAGUGCUGGGCAUGGUGUGCUACCACACUGUAAUCUCAGCACUCAUCAGACUAAAGCACGAUGGCCUGGGGCUCAAGGACAACACUGAUGAUACAGUGAAGCACUGUUCUGUCCAAGGGGAUUUUUUUUGUUGCUGCCAUCAAUUGUGGGCGUCAGACUCCAGCUUUGUCAGCCUCUCAAUGCAAACUCACAUCAGCAAAUUUUCAGCUCUCAGUCUCGGACUGGCACUGCUUUCUGAUCUCCCUUGUUACGUGGCUUCCACAUUCCUGGGCUGAGCAACUGUUAG